CCGCCUUGGACCGACGCCGCCGUUGGCCUGGUAUCCGCCAUGAAGUUUCGCGCUAAGAUCGUGGACCUGGCUUGUCUGAAUCAUUUCACACGAGUCAGUAACAUGAUAGCCAAGCUUGCAAAAACCUGCACCCUUCGCAUCAGCCCAGAGAAGCUGAACUUCAUCCUUUGCGACAAGCUGGCCAGUGGAGGCGUGAGCAUGUGGUGUGAGCUGGAGCAGGAGAACUUUUUUAGUGAAUUUCAAAUGGAAGGAGUCUCUGAAGAAAACAACGAGAUUUAUUUAGAAUUAACGUCGGAAAACUUAUCUCGAGCCUUGAAAACUGCCCAGAACUCCAGAGCCUUGAAAAUCAAGCUGACUAACAAACACUUUCCCUGUCUUACCGUGUCUGUGGAGCUGCAGGUGUCUUCAUCAAGCAGUAGCAGAAUCGUGGUGCAUGAUAUCCCCAUAAAGGUUCUUCCGAGAAGACUGUGGAAGGACUUACAAGAACCCUCCAUCCCAGACUGUGACGUCAGUAUUUGUUUACCAGCCUUGAAGAUGAUGAAGAGUGUUGUGGAAAAAAUGAGAAACAUCAGCAAUCAGCUUGUGAUUGAAGCAAACCUAAAGGGAGAAUUAAACCUAAAGAUAGAAACUGAGUUAGUGUGUGUGACUACUCAUUUUAAGGAUCUUGAAAACCCUCUAUUACCCUCUGACAGUGUCUCUCAAAACAGACACCCAGAAGACAUGGCCAAGGUGCACAUUGACAUCAAGAAACUACUGCAGUUUCUUGUCGGACAGCAAGUGACUCCCACCAAGGCAGUUUGCAAUAUUGUGAAUAACAGAACUGUUCAUUUUGAUUUGCUCCUGGAAGACGUCUCCCUUCAGUAUUUCAUCCCAGCCUUGUCGUAGCACCGUCUCGGCAGACUCAGGAGCACAGAGACCUUCGUCACUAUGAGAGAAGGACUGGACAAUAUGGUCAGUCAGCUGCCUAUCUGCACAGUACUAUACAUCUGUACUUGGCUUAUUUCUCUCCCUAUGCUGCUUUAAGCACAAAUGGAAUUAAUGAAGCACAGUUGGAUAGUCACUCCUUCAAAUUACUCAGUACCAAUCCCCUUAUCUCUUUUAAGACAUUAAGAAGAAAAGAAUUUAUUUUUUAUAGAGUUUUUGUUGUUUUGUUUUCUUCUGAUGCCGGAGAUGAGACCAGGGUGUCAUGCAUACUUAGCACACACUCUGCCACUGAGCUGCUCCCCACCCCUAUCUAAAAUUUGAGUAGUGGUUUAUCAAUGAGGUUGCAAAAAUUAUAUGUGUAGAAUUCAUGUUGCAGUCAGUACAACCCAGGUAGUUUGCAGUUCAUUCCCUGGUAUAACACACAGCUGGCUGCUUUCAGAGUUUAGCAUGCUCAUUUCUCCCAUCCACACAUCUAGGAGAUCAGUGCAAAAUGGACAGCCCCUCUGUCCCUGCAGCAUGCCCAGUCUCUCACCACACCGUUGAGUAUACAGCUCCUGCAUGUGGAGCCUUGCGUGAUUUACUGAAGAUUCAAGUCCACUCACUUCCUUCUCGCUGCCUGCAGAGCUCCCAGCCUGGAGAAACUGGGUGCCUGAGAGCCUAAAGGACCCAGAAACCUACCCCCAACCCACACAGUUCCCAUCUUGAACUUGGCCGUUUUGUAUUUUCUGGUUUUAGGUUAUAAUUUAAUUCCCUGUUUUGUAGCACUCAGGUCAAGCCCAGGACUGGGUACAUGCUAGGCAGGCACUGUGUGCCAAACUCUAUCUCCAGUCCUUUCUAUCAUAAUGUUGUAUAAUGCUUCCACAGUGUCAGAUCUACCCUUCUGUAAGGAGCGUUGUUUUGUGUAAAGCAGUCGGAGCUCAGCUGUCCGUCAUAUCUGUGACGUGCUGAGGGUGUGUCCUGCUCCUGGAUUGCAGCUGGCUCACCCUAAACAGUGACUUCCCAUUCUCCAAAAACACCGUUACCCGGUUUUCAGCUCUAACUAGGUGUCAUGAGGUGGCAUCAUAAACAGAGUUUUCACGUCACAAAGUCAAGGCCUAAGUUGCCUAGGAUAAGAUCUUAAAAGAAAAAAGAAAAUUAAACAAAAAGAACAUUUCAUUUUUGGCUUUUUCAAAUUAUUAAGGAAAAGUAGCAUUUCUCAAUGGCUGUUAGGAUUAUUCAUUGUAGUUUCCAUUGUUACUAGAAAGGUUCUUGUAUAAGCCAAGCUGGACUCAGAUGCGCUCUACAUAGAUUGGCCUGGAACUCCCAAGCUCCUAUCCUGUUCCUAAGUGCUGUUAUGACAGAUAUGAGCCAUCACACCACUGGCUCUGCUGCUAUUUAAUAAUAAGACAUAUUUAAUUAAACUAAUAUUUUAAAACUAGGGAUUCUUUCAUCGUUAAUACUUGUAACAAAAAUAAAUCAAAAUCAUGAUGGAGAUGGAAUUUCAGGAGACUCCCUACACCUUGUUCCUUAGGCUUGUCUUUCUGCCGGAAGUACCAGAACCUCACUAGUCACCAAUUUCACCGCUGUGUCGCAUACCUGAUGCCAGUAACUUUACAGUGACCUAACGUUGGGGGAGAACAAGCUUCCAUUGGCAGUCAAGGGAUGUGGUCUUUCUGGUUCUUGCCACAACUUUCUGCGUAGUGUUCCUUUCAUAGCUUAUGUCUCAAGGAGCUGUAGUCAAGGGAGGGAGCUGAGAAAGAGCUAGGUUAGGAGAACUGGGAGCUGCUUUGUGAAACCCCAUCCUGAGGUGGAGACUGAGACCAGAGACAUUUUACUGUGUGUUGUCUGCAGUUUGGAGAUGGACUUUCACUCACUAUGACUGCCUAAACUCUGAGGUUUGCAGAGUACUUCCAUCCAUAUGAGAGCCCGUAAGCUGUCCCUGACCUUGCCUGCCAGGGCUCACAACCCAUAUUCCUGGUAACUUGUCUUGAACUGAGAUUUUAAGACUGUCCUGAGAGAAUCAGGAAUGCAGAAGAAUUCCUAAUGCCGUCACUUAAGCCAGUGUCCAAGUGGGCUUGUUAUCCUGUGGCCUACCUUGGUUCAGCAGGCACCUUGGUUCAGCAGGUCUCCAGGCUGAGUCUGUCCUGCUGUGCAUCUUGCCACAGAGAAUCCUGCUCUUGGAAGUCUGAAAAGCAGUUCAACAUUAGUUCCGGGGCGGGAAUUCUAGUUCUUCCACCAGGAGCAGUGGCUGAUGACAUUCGGUAAACGUCACCCAAUUAGUGGAAUACCCUUUGUUUUUAAGAGAUGUAAUUCUGUACUUUUUAAUUUUAAAGAUUUUGCUGGGUUGUCAGAGCGUACAAGCUGGAGAAUUGUUAGAUGGUUGAGGGUUCUAUGGCUGUCACUCAAUCCACAGUCGUUCCUCGCCUUUCACUCUGUGCCUUCCCUCUUGGGCACCUGGUUAUCUCUCUCAGUUUCUAUACUUACCUGCUCUGCACAGCUUUUUAACCUCCUCCCAAGACGCCCAGGCCUCUGAAACCACCAUUCCUUACUACACCUAGGAGGGCCUGGUGCUCUUGACUCUGUGGUAAUCAGAAUCUGCAAUCUGCGUGUCAAGUGUAUACUCGUCCCAGCCUUUGCACCUUGGCUUCUGCCCAUGUCCAUCCUUGUAUAGUAAAUCUGUCUAGAAAUGCUGUCUUUCUGUAGGCCCUGUAGCCACUGCAAAGCUUGACAGCCUUGCCAUUUCUACAAGGGUGCUCUCCCAGCAUUCACACGUUGAUUGCUGUGAGGCACAUCCUGGAUUGUAUUUAAAUGGCCUGGGUAGGCUAGCGCUGCUCUGCUCACACUGUCUCAUGUGAACAGACCAGAACAGACUCCUACAAAGUCUCAGAAUGUGGGGAAGCCAAAUGCCAGCUCCUGUCUAUUUCCACUGUGGAGUCAUAUAAAGGGAAUUUCUCAGUGUGUGGUCUAUGAGCUGCAUAGAGCAGCUUUGUAGUUACCCUGACUGUCUGCUCAUGGUUUUGCAUUUCUCUGUGACCCAAUGGGUGGCACAGCUUCACUCCAAAAUUUGGAGAAUUCAGGGUAGUCGUCUUGCUGCUGGAAAGUGAGUAGUUGGAAUUAUGUGGUGACAUGGAGAAGUCACAGUCUUUACUCCACCUUUUUGCUAAUGCCACACUCCAGUUCUGUGCUUUUGUGUGGAUUCUGAUGGAGAGUCUAAAGGGAGCAUGAGUUGGUCAGUUUUUUUUUUUCUAAAAACAGUGUUAAACUAAGAGAUGAUAAAUUAGAAUCAUUUGGACAUUGAUGGUAGGAGGGGUGUUAGUACCAAUGUCCUGAAGGUCACUUUGCUAUUUACUAUCCGUGGGAAAGCUUGAAACUGCUUCCUUUGAUUUAAUACUUAUGCUUGUAAGAGUCAUUUAACACAGGUUAUAAUCAAAGCUUAGUACUGUUAUAAAUAAGAAAUUUCCUAAUGUGAAUGAACAGGGAAUUGGUAGAUAAUCUGUGCUGUAAUAUCAUACCCUAAUGCAAUACAAUAAAGUGCUGCUAAUAUGGUAACAAAUUAGUGGGAUGCUGGUGUCCAUGGUGUGUGACAUUAAAGACCAGGAAGCCUGGGUGUUUUUUACUUCAGUCUUUUUAUAUUUGUGUAUUUUCUAACAAUUUCACAACCAACAUUGUAAUGACAAUAUUU
Molecule: messenger RNA, 4585 nt
Organism: Mus caroli (Ryukyu mouse)
Lineage: Eukaryota; Metazoa; Chordata; Mammalia; Rodentia; Muridae
Gene: Hus1
Product: HUS1 checkpoint clamp component
Biological process (GO): double-strand break repair via homologous recombination; mitotic intra-S DNA damage checkpoint signaling; meiotic DNA integrity checkpoint signaling
Cellular component (GO): checkpoint clamp complex; nucleolus; site of double-strand break
Source: RefSeq, a predicted model, not a curated record